AUGGCAAACAAGUCACGAACAUUAAUGGAGAUAUUCCAGGAGAUUUAUGCUGCCUCUGGAAAUACUUCGGGUAGCAGCAUCAAUGAAACUCAAAUCGUAUCAGUUUUACGUGAACAGGCGAUGAAAGGUGAAAGGCAUGAAGAUGAAAUUGGAGAUCUCUUGGUGAAAAUGAUGAAAGAUGCCAACCUGCCGCUAAAGCCCGACACCUGUGGCUAUUGUGAGGGUAACUUUCGAGAUGUCAUCAUGGCUUAUAACAGUCUUCAUGGAUACGUAAGCUUACUGUGCAAAUAUCUACGAUUUCGAACCCUUGGUAAUAGAGUAUCAUAA
Arctia plantaginis is the source of this 327-nucleotide messenger RNA. The record is from the annotation of a GenBank genome assembly. NCBI's taxonomy places the organism in Eukaryota, Metazoa, Arthropoda, Insecta, Lepidoptera, Erebidae.